AGGAGUGGUUUGACUGUGUUCUUUGUACAAUCAAAGAGAAUGGUAUCCUUCAGGAGGAUAUCUAUAACUUUGAUGAGACAGGCUUUGCAAUGGGCCUCACAGCAACUGCUAAGGUUAUUACUUGAUCUGAAUACUAUGGUCGGCGCUCACUUUUACAACCUGGAAAUCGCGAGUGGGUUACAGCCAUUGAAACAAUUAAUGCCUCUGGGUGGGUGCUUCCACCAGUGAUUAUCUUCAAGGGCAAGGUCCUUAUUAAAGGCUGGUUCGAUGAUCUCCCAUAUGACUGGCGCUUUGAAACAAGUCCAAAUGGAUGGACUACUGAUGAAAUUGGACUUCGAUGGCUUCAAAAACACUUCAUUCCAGC
Molecule: messenger RNA, 364 nt
Organism: Aspergillus glaucus CBS 516.65
Lineage: Eukaryota; Fungi; Ascomycota; Eurotiomycetes; Eurotiales; Aspergillaceae
Exons: 1
Source: RefSeq, a predicted model, not a curated record